Messenger RNA from Loa loa (African eye worm), 543 nucleotides. RefSeq lists its product as hypothetical. The record is from RefSeq and is a predicted model, not a curated record. The transcript has a single exon. The coding region runs from base 1 to 543 and encodes 180 amino acids. Lineage: Eukaryota; Metazoa; Nematoda; Chromadorea; Rhabditida; Onchocercidae.
AUGUGGAACACGUCGUGUUUUAUCAUCCAUUCACCCAAUUACGCCCCUGAACAUCUGAAUUUGCAAUGCCCUCCUCUUCUUAAAGCUACACAUAAACUAAGCAUCGUUGCUUUUUCCCCUUACCUCGUAGAAACGGACCCCUGUUUAGUCGGCCAUUCAUCCAAAGCCCCGACCAAAACAAUGGAUACAUCGUUUGUUCCCCAUUUCUCCCAGCAUUUCCAAUCACAUACACAUACACAUAUGCAUACGCACACAUACACAUACAUACACACACACAUACAUACACACACACAUACACACACACACAUACACACACAUACAUACACGUAUACAUACACAUACAUACAUACAUACACAUACACGCACAUACAUCAAAUACAUACAUACCAUACAUAUACACACAUCUAUACACACACAUAUAUACACACAGAGGCACAAACAGACACAGGCAGACAGACAGACACACACACACACAAUCUUCGCUUUCACAUUUUAAUGGAAUUAAAUCCUAUCAAUAUUUCAGGUUUUGUUUUGCAUGACUAG